GUAUAUCCCUCACUAUAUCAGAGGAGAUUUGGACUCUUUGAGAGAUGAUGUCAGAGAUUUUUAUAUUUCUAAAGUAAGCAAACAUUCGAUUUAUUCUUUUAGCAAAUAUAUUACUGAACAAAAGGCUAUUGAUAAGGGUACUGAGGUUGAACAGGAUCCGGAUCAAAAUUCCACAGAUUUCAUGAAAUGUAUUGAACUUGUUCGCAGAAAGGAAAGAGAAUCUUCUGUAAAGGUAUGGUAG
Molecule: messenger RNA, 241 nt
Organism: Racocetra fulgida
Lineage: Eukaryota; Fungi; Glomeromycota; Glomeromycetes; Diversisporales; Gigasporaceae
Source: the annotation of a GenBank genome assembly